Molecule: messenger RNA, 810 nt
Organism: Microthlaspi erraticum
Lineage: Eukaryota; Viridiplantae; Streptophyta; Magnoliopsida; Brassicales; Brassicaceae
Source: the annotation of a GenBank genome assembly
AUGUUCUGCUCUUCGACUUACUGCCCGUUCCUCUUGUUUAGUCUCAUUUACCAUAUAAGUGCUGUUACGCUUAACUCCACCUCAGCGACAAGACUUUACUUCGACACAGACAUACCUGAGACACAACAGUUUCUGACACGUCUAGGUGGUGUCGACGGAUCUCUCCCGGCAGUCACUACCGCCUCAUCUUCAAUCACCAAGUGCGAGACGGUGACUAUCAACAAGAUGCACCAGUUCUUGCAGGGCAAACCACAUGUUCGUGGAUUAGCACACCUGAUCUUCUACUGCAUUGCCACGGUCACUGACAUCCUUGGUGAGUAUGGAUGGCAUUACAUCUCCUGCACCAAAGCUGGUUGCAACACCAAGCUUGGAAAAACUGAGACGUCUUUGUACUGUGUGGCGUGUAAGAAAGUCAACAACGUCGGCCUAAUCAGAUACCGGUUUGAGAUAUCAGUACGUGACAAGAACGACGAGGUUGCCACAUUCGUCUUUUCGACGCCGACGGUAGAAACAUUGCCGGGGCAAAUGCUGGAGAUAUCUUGGAAGACGCGCUCCAGAUCCAGCGCUACCCGUCAAACUUUCACUGUCUCCCGUAUUGUCCGUGACACAGAUGCAGCAGGGGAAGAGGCAGCGCCUGCAGAGUCCGGAGUCAUUCUCAUUGCCCCAGAAAUCCCUGCUGAACAUGAGUCGCCUGCAGUAGGGGAGACGAGCUUACCGGAUCCUAAAAGAGGCGUUGCAGAUCUGGAGGAGGCUACCGAGGAAGACUCUGGUGACAGGCAAAAAGAGAAGCGUCAGCUUCUUCAAGUCUAA